AUGGACUCGAGUAGUGUGCCAGGUGUUUUGCAGCAGCUGAUCGAUCUGCCUCCAACAGGGAUGGCAGAGAGUCAGCAGUUCCAAGUCCUUCGCACAAUGGAUCUGGAUAAGGUUCAUCUGCUAGCUUCGAUUCCUGUCACUUCAGAGAGCUCCAUUCAACCCCUCAACCUUUUACAUGUUCUGUUGCAAGAGAUACCCGGACCGUGGCCUGUGUUUGAGCUCAUCAAGUGCUUUACACGAGUCUACACAAACCUCCCCGAGAGCACAAAGACAGGCAAAGACCACGAUUCGUCUGCUUUGCUGCAACAAACGUCAGAACUUGUCAAGAAGUCGUACACUUCCUUUGCACAGUUCCUCAGCCAUGACGAUAACCCAGCCCUACGAGCAUCUAGCGGCGGCGAUGUCAUCACACACCGAGAACUUCAACAGUUUGUCAGCGACUUCCGCCUUCCUGUUGACACGCCUACGCAAAGACAAAAGCCUAUCGUCUCCAUUGCGCUCCCCAACGGCCCUCUUCUCGCAGCAACAUGCAUCGCCGUUGCGACUUACUACACAUUAUCACCUAUCAAUCCGGCCGCGGGCCCAGAGCAGUUCCGAACCGACAUCCUGCAGGCAGGAGCGGACUUUAUCUUGACGACAAAAGAAGAAUACUCCAAACUACAUCUCGAUGCUUCGUGGGUCGCCGAGAACAACAUUCAGGUCUUCAUACUGUCUUGGACUGGUGAUGAAGGUCUCGCGCUCAAAACCCUCGAUGGCGGAUCGGUCCCUCGUGGGAAGAUCGAACGAGUUCCUAACAAAGCUGACGACAUCGGUUUGAUCUUGUUCACAAGUGGGACUUCGGGUAACAAGAAGGUGGUGCCGUUGACUAUUCACUCCAUCAUCGCCGGUGUUGUCUUUGUGAUGGAGUCAUGGGGCCUCACUUCUGAUGACAUUUGUCUAAACAUGAUGCCCUUAUACCACGUGGGAGGACUAGUAAGGAACAUCUUCGCACCUAUCUUCUCUGGCGGAUCCACGGUCUGCUGUCCCUCGUUCGACGCCAACCUGUUCUGGGAUGUGACCGAGGGCAUUCAACCAACUUGGUACUAUGCUUCACCUACUAUGCAUUCCAUGAUUGUUUCAGAGGCAUCCGCACGUCCAGAAGCCCUGGCAAAGAGUCGCAUACGAUUAGCCUGUAACGCAGCUGGUGGCCUUCUGCCUUCGUUGGCAUAUCAGCUUCGAGAUACAUUCAACUGUGUUGUCCUACCCAGCUAUGGAAUGACAGAGUGCAUGCCCAUCUCUACUCCUCCAUUGGACUACCGUCUAGAUCGCGAAGGCACCUCGGGGAUCAGCACCGGGCCCGAACUGACCGUCCUCGACUCCUUCGAGAAUAAAGCUGCCAAUGGCACCGUCGGACGGAUCUGUGUGCGAGGUGAACCUGUCUUCCCCGGCUAUCUCAGACAAGACGGGACUUACGAUGAAACACCCUUCAACAAAGAUGGCUGGUUCGAUACCGGUGAUCUCGGCUACAUGGACGGAGACGGAUAUCUUUAUAUCACCGGCCGAAGCAAAGAGGUCAUCAACCGUGGCGGCGAGUUGAUCUCUCCAUUUGAAGUUGAGAAUGCCAUCAUGACAGCAUCAAGAUCCAGCGACUCGCCCAUCUACGGCAGGGUUUCUCAGACCCUAGCAUUUUCAGCAUGCCAUGAUGUUCUCCAGGAGGUUGUUGCAGUCGCUUUGGUAACGCCUCCCAAUGUCCCGCGCGUGGAUCUCAAGACCCUACAGAGCGCAUUGAAGCUUUCCCUCCAACAGGCUAAAUGGCCCGUGUUGAUCGCCUACAUGAACGACCUUCCCAAGAACAAUGGCAAGAUUCUGCGGAUCAAGCUAGGGCAGCGCUUGGGGCUUCCGUGUUUGACUGAUGAUACCCCAUAUAUGGGAAGACAUUGGGAUGCGACAUGUCCUCCUGCCGAUGCACCUCUGACAGUUGCUAUUCAGUGCGCUCCGUGCUCGGUCAACUACCUGGAGCUUUCAACCAAGAUCCAAGCCAUUGUCCCCGAUCAUGUCGAUGUCUUCUGUCUUGAGAGCUCCCAGGGCGGCACACCUGAUGCUGUGCUCACACCAAAGAAGACCGGAGAUUUUGUCAACUCUGAGCUGGCCAAUGACAUUCGACACCAACUGGGAUCUGUCAUCGAUAAUUACAUGGUCCCCAGCGAGAUCCACAUCUUGGACCAGCCAUUUCAGAGGAACAACUCCGGUGAAGUCAAUGUUGAAUGGCUCCAGAUGGAGCUUGAGCAGCUUCUGAGCUCCUCAUUGAAGCAGCUUGCAGCUUCUACAGAAGGAUUGGUUACCAAGGCAUUCGCCGAGAUUCUAUCAAUGCCACCUGCAGAUAUCCCACGUAAAGCCGAUUUCUUCAAUCUUGGAGGAGACUCGCUCCGGGCUGGACGCUUGCUAUCAGCGCUACGUGUUGAGUUCAACAUACAGAUCCCCAUCACAGUUGUAUUCAACGGCGGCACGGUUGUUUCUAUCGCGACUUGCAUCGAUAAAGUGCUGGAAAGCAAGCAACAUGAAGGUGAAGAGACGAGUAAUGUCGAAGGAUGUACCAAGACUUGCAGCUCUACCAACCCUUUCCUUAUGCUUCUACAGCUUGUUCCCAUGGUGGUGGUGUAUCCGCUCAGACGCGCCUUUCAAUGGACCGUGUUCUUUGUCGCCCUCGCUUACAGUCAGAAACUGCCCACGAACCGCUCUAUUCCAGGUCGCUUUCUGAACUUGACUGUCUCUCUCCUGAUCUCUCGAGUUGUCAUCCGUUUCGUCGCCCCAAUCGUCGGAAUACUCAUGAAGUGGUUGAUCAUCGGCCGCUAUCGAGAAGGUAUCUACCCAAUGUGGGGAGCAUACCAUACGAGAUGGUGGAUGGUGCAGAAGAUUGUCGCGAUCUGCGGCAAAGGCUUCUUCGAAACAAACGAAGCCACUGAGCGUGUCUACUGCAGACUCAUGGGAGCCAAGAUCGGGAAGAAUGUCAAGCUUGAAGGAACUUUGCUUGCAGAGUGGGAUCUCCUCGACAUCGGCGACGAUUCUAACCUUACAGGCUGCAUCUGUCGACCUUUCGCUGCUGAGGGAAAUACUUCCAUGUACCUCGGCCGUAUCACAAUCGGCAGAAACUGUGCCGUUGGCUUCUCCUCCAUCAUUGCACCGGGUACCAACAUGGCGCCUGAUACUUGCAUUGGCUUCAACUCCUCGAGCUGGGAGAUGCAGGAUGCCAGCGAGGAGUACAGAGACCAGCUUCCAAGCGCGAGAAAAAAGCCUCACUGGCUUCUCAAUGGCCUCUUCACUAUGCCUCUCAGGUUAGUUGCUAUGUUCGUGGGCGCCCUGCCCUGGAUGGCCGGUCUUGUCGGCAUGGUGAUGAAGAAGUCGACCAAGUCAGGCUCGCCGCUGAGAAGCAGUGUCAACUGGUUUGCCGAGCCGCAGCGAGUUGGCUGGCAUUACCUUGCUCUCGUCCUUGGAUGUCUCUUCGGUCCAUUCUUCCUCUUCGGAUUCGUCAUGAUCGUCAAGUGCAUCUUGGACCUCUUCUUUGGAAAGCUCCAAACGGAUAUGGGUACGGUGGCUACUUGGCGGGCAAGCCUGAUCAAGGCUCUCUAUCCUGAGAAAAGGCUCCAUGAUUUGACUUCCCUGUUUGGUCAGCACUACGAAGCUACAUCCGUUGCACUGAGAAUGCUGGGUGCCAAGGUCGGGCAACGUGUUUACUGGCCUGGUACCGGACCUAGUAUCGGAGAUUAUCAUCUCAUAGAUGUUGGUAGCGACGUCGUGUUUGGAUCGCGGUCUCACUUGGUGACUUCCGAUGGUCUUGGGUCUGAGAAGGUCGUAGUCAAAGACCGCACCAUGAUCGCUGAUCGUGUAUGCCUACUCCCAGGUGUCAAUGUCGGGGAGAAGGUUACAAUGGGUUCUGGUGCAUUGACCAAGAGGGGAGGCGAUUACCCCCAUGGUGGUACUUAUGUUGGCUCCAAGGGAGGCGAUGCACUCUGUUUGUCUACAGGCAGCAACACCGAGAAAGGCGGUCUCCGACAUCGCGCCCGGGAUGUGGGCUCCGACUCUGAUGAUACCCUCAACGACUCUCGGCAACCGUCAAGGGAUGGAGAGAAGGAGAAGCAAGAUCAGACAGAAUCUGGCAUGUUCUCUGGAAGCACGACGGAUGUAAGCAGCGACGAGAAAGAUUCGACACAGGAUCUUUCACCUUUCGGCCGUGCUUUCUACCUCAAAUUGGCCCCUUAUCACGUCCUUGGUCCUUUUGUCAUCUUCUGUUAUUCGGCCUUCCUCACAGUCUUUAGUGCUACCUACUGGGAUGCACCCAGCGUCGCUUCCAUCCAGAUUGUCAAUCUCAUGCUCAAGCAACGCUUUCUUAUUGAGCGUAGUCAAUGGGGCGACGUCAUUGCUCUGUUCUGCAUGAUGUUCAUCUGCGUUGCCGUCAUCACCACAAUCCAGUCCAUCCUCGCUCUGGCUUUCAUCAUAAUGUCAAAGUGGGCGUUAAUGGGACGUAGAAUGCCUGGAAACUACGACUGGGAUAAGUCACCCUACUGUCAGCGCUGGCAGAUCUUCCUUGCCGUCGAGCGCCUCAGGCGAAAGUGUUACAACGGCAAUGGCGUCCUCAACCUACUCACUGGCACAAGUUGGAUCGUGUACUACUUCAAGUUGAUGGGUGCAAAGAUUGGAAAGGACUGUGCCCUUUUCGCCAACGGUCAGCCAAGUCUCAUGUUCACUGAGCCUGAGCUAAUCACUCUUGGGGAUCGAGUUGUUGUUGAUGACGCGAGUGUUGUCGCACACAUCAACACUCGUGGAAAGUUUGACUUGAACAAGGUCGAGAUUGGCGACAGAUGUGUGCUUCGAACUGGAAGUAGGCUUUUGAGCGGUGCUCAGAUGAAGAAUGAUAGCUGUCUGCUGGAGCAUACGCUGAUCAUGGGAGGAGAUGUGGUGGAGGAGAAGUGGACUAUGCAAGGGUGGCCGGCAGAGCGGUUUACCGCCAAGAGAUUGUAA
Molecule: messenger RNA, 4995 nt
Organism: Fusarium sp. VM40
Lineage: Eukaryota; Fungi; Ascomycota; Sordariomycetes; Hypocreales; Nectriaceae
Source: the annotation of a GenBank genome assembly